GGUAUGUUUAUCGUCACGUUCCCGUACGCCGUGCUGCAGGGUGGGUACUGGGCGCUGAUCGCCAUGGUGGUGGUGGCCUACAUCUGCUGCUACACCGGCAAGAUCCUCGUCCACUGUCUCUACGAGCUUGACGAGCACGGCCGUAGCGUCCGGGUGCGCAACAGCUACGUGGGCAUCGCCGAGCACGUGUGGGGCAAGUGGCUCGGCGGCAGACUUAUCAACUGUGCGCAGAUCAUCGAGCUCCUCAUGACCUGCAUCCUGUACCUGCUGCUGUGCGGAGACCUCAUCAAGGGCAGUUUUCCAGACAGUCCCAUCGACUUGUCCUCGUGGAUCAUGAUCAGCACGGUUCCGCUGCUUGCGUGCGCAUUCCUGCAGAGUCUGCGCAGAGUGUCGUGGCUCAGCUUCUGGUGCACCGUCUCGCACAUGCUCAUCAACGCCAUCAUUAUAAUAUACUGUCUGACGAGGGUCAGGGAGUGGCGGUGGUCAGAUGUGCAGAUCAAAAUAGACAUCUGGACCUUCCCCAUAUCUCUAGGUAUAGUAGUCUUCAGCUACACGUCGCAGAUAUUUUUGCCCACCUUAGAAGGGAACCUAGUGGACAAGACUCAAUUUAGCUGCAUGAUGCACUGGACUCAUUUAGCAGCGGCCGUGUUUAAAGUCGUCUUCUCUUACAUGGGGUUUCUAACAUGGGGCUUCGCGACUCAGGAAGUCAUAACCAACAACCUACCCACGCAGUCUUUUAAGAUAAUCGUCAACUUGAUCCUAGUCACCAAAGCUCUAUUCUCUUAUCCGCUGCCGUAUUUCGCGGCUGCGGAACUCGUCGAGAUCAGCUUCUUUCAGGGCAAACCAGUGACGCCGUUCGCAAGCUGCAUCGACGACUCGUUCAUGUUGAAGGUGUGGGCGUUGGCGUUGAGGCUGACUCUGGUGCUGUUCACCACGGCCAUGGCGAUAGUGAUUCCUCAUUUCGCUCUCCUCAUGGGCUUCAUCGGCAGUUUCACGGGAACCAUGCUCUCGUUCGUGUGGCCGUGUUACUUCCACCUGCACAUCAAGUGGCACUCCAUGACUCGGCUGGACAUAGCCACGGACAUUCUUAUCAUCUGCCUGGGACUUGCUUGUGGCUCUAUCGGAUUGUACUAUUCUGGACACGCCCUGUCUCGUGCUUACAGAGGUCUUCCGCCAGAUCCGUUCCAUAUUUAGGAUAUGUUAUCUAUAAAAUACAUGGCAAUAUUUCAUAGAGGUCUAUGGAAUCCUAUCUAUGUUAUAAUCUAGUCUUAUUGUUUAUCAGAAUCGGUUGUAUUACUAUACAGUUUUUAGAUAAUAUAAAAAAGCUAUUUUCUUCUGGACAUUUGAGAACCAUACCUUUUGAGAACAAUAUGGCAGACUUUAGAUGGUAUGAGGCACAGGAAAUCUUCAUAUAUACUCGUGGUAUUUAGAUUUUUAAAGAAAAUGAUUACGAAACAACAGUGAAAUUGAUUAAUAACUGUAUAUUCAACUUACACACAACAUGGUUUAAUUCAUAACUGCGUGUGUACAAAUAUGGCAGACUUCAGAUGA
This is a messenger RNA of Gigantopelta aegis, 1551 nucleotides long. Its product is annotated as vesicular inhibitory amino acid transporter-like. Gene Ontology annotation, cellular component: vacuolar membrane. NCBI's taxonomy places the organism in Eukaryota, Metazoa, Mollusca, Gastropoda, Neomphalida, Peltospiridae. The coding region runs from base 4 to 1194 and encodes 396 amino acids. The transcript has a single exon. Gene Ontology annotation, biological process: amino acid transmembrane transport. The record is from RefSeq and is a predicted model, not a curated record. Gene Ontology annotation, molecular function: amino acid transmembrane transporter activity.